This is a messenger RNA of Panicum virgatum (switchgrass), 2174 nucleotides long. RefSeq names its product heparan-alpha-glucosaminide N-acetyltransferase-like. Bases 505 to 1806 code for a protein of 433 amino acids. The transcript is spliced from 14 exons. Lineage: Eukaryota; Viridiplantae; Streptophyta; Magnoliopsida; Poales; Poaceae. The record is from RefSeq and is a predicted model, not a curated record.
CCCAUCACCCGUGUCACCCAAGUGCCAGGCCCCGAGAGGAGCGAGCAGGCAGCAAAAAACAAAGAGAGGCCGGUGCAUGCCCCCCACCCCCACCACACACACACACACACGACGCCAGUGGCCGAUCCACCACUCGCACCGCCGCCACCAGCUCGAUCAGGGGGUGGCAGGUUGGGGAGGAGGCGAAAGGCGUCGGGGAGCGGAGCCGACUUGGUGAGGAGUUUUUUCAGGCGCUGCGCGGCGCGGCGGAGGGGCGGAGACGAGACCACGCAAGUUUGUUGCGCUUGAAAAGAAGAGAGAAGAAAAGCAGCAGGGAGGCGGCCCGGAUCGGGUCGGGAGAGAGUCCCGGGCCAGAACGCCGAGGGCGGCGGCGAGCGAGCGGGCGGGCGACGCAACUGCUGCCCAGCAGCAGCAGGAGGAGGAGGAGGAGGAGCAGGAGGGGCAUUGCGCGGCGGCGGCGCACCGUCGGCGCUGUGCUGCCGGCAGAGGAGGGCGGCGGCGGCCAUGGGCGGGUACGAGCUCGUCAGGAGCGACGACGCGGCGGGCGCUGCCCCGGGCCCCGAUCUCGAGUCCGGCGCCGGCGCCGCCAACAGCAAGGCCGCGCCCCCGUCGCCCGCCGCGCGGCCGCCGCGGCUUGUCUCCCUCGACGUCUUCCGCGGGAUCACCGUCCUGCUUAUGAUCAUUGUUGAUGAUGCGGGAGGCUUCAUUCCAGCACUGAAUCACUCUCCUUGGGAUGGUGUAACAAUAGCUGAUUUCGUCAUGCCUUUCUUUCUUUUCAUAGUUGGAGUCUCACUAACACUAGCGUACAAGCGUGUGCCAGACAAAUUGGAGGCAACUAAGAAGGCGGUACUUAGAGCCCUCAAGUUAUUCUGCCUUGGUCUUUUUCUCCAAGGUGGAUUUUUUCAUGGUGUUCACAGUCUCACUUUCGGUGUUGAUCUGGCAAAAAUACGAUUGAUGGGCAUACUUCAGAGGAUUGCGAUAGCCUACCUUCUGGCUGCAAUAUGUGAGAUCUGGCUCAAGAGGGAUGAUGAUGUAGAUUCUGGACUUGAUUUGCUCAGAAGAUACCGCUACCAAUUAUUUGUAGGAUUGGUCCUCUCUUUCACGUAUACUGUUCUUUUAUACGGAAUAUAUGUUCCAGACUGGGAAUAUCAGAUUUCAGGUCCUGGUUCCAGAGAGAAGUUAUUCUCUGUGAAAUGUGGAGUCAGAGGAGAUACUGGACCACCUUGCAAUGCAGUUGGAAUGGUUGACCGUACAAUUUUAGGGAUCGAUCAUCUCUACAGACGGCCUGUUUAUGCGCGUACAAAGGAAUGCAGUAUAAAUUAUCCAGAGAAUGGACCGCUUCCACCUGAUGCUCCAUCAUGGUGCCAGGCGCCAUUUGAUCCUGAAGGCCUCCUCAGCUCUGUCAUGGCAAUUGUCACUUGCUUGAUUGGUCUGCAAUUUGGGCAUAUAAUUAUCCAUUUUGAGAAACACUGGGGAAGAAUCACCAAUUGGCUGAUCCCUUCCUUCAGCAUGUUAGCGGUAGCCUUCUUAAUGGAUUUUGUUGGAAUGCGAAUGAAUAAACCGCUAUACACAAUAAGCUAUACUUUGGCUACUGCUGGUGCUGCGGGGCUCCUUUUUGCUGGAAUUUACACUCUUGUGGACGUGUACGGGUUUAGAAAACCAACCAUUGCGAUGGAGUGGAUGGGGAAGCAUGCCCUGAUGAUAUAUGUGUUGGUGGCAUGCAACAUCCUGCCCAUGUUCAUCCGUGGAUUCUACUGGAGGGACCCCAACAACAGCCUUCUGAAGUUCAUCGGUGUUGGGGCGUGAAGUACACCUUACACGUUGGUCUCAAACGUGCUAGGGCCACAUACAUUGGUAUGUAGAUAUUAGGCCUAAAUGACAGUGAGAGAAUACAGAUGUAACACGAUGGUCAUCAGCUCAUCAGUCAUGAGCUGCCUAGUGCCUAUUCCAUCAGCACUGCCAGGCUGGCUGUUGCCCCCAUAUCCCUGAGCUCUUUGUAUAUGGCGGAGCAGUUCUUGUAUAUGAUAACUGAUAACCUACACUGGGAUUCAGAUGAAGUAUACUUUAGAUGCCGACGAGUUCUGAAGGAAAACUUGGACCUUUGUUGUUGGAAGCUGUAGUCUAAGAUUCAGUUUCGAUGUUGUUUGUUGUGCUUCAUCUUGGAAGCACGUGCA